Messenger RNA from Microdochium trichocladiopsis, 1047 nucleotides. RefSeq lists its product as uncharacterized. Gene Ontology annotation, cellular component: mitochondrion. The record is from RefSeq and is a predicted model, not a curated record. NCBI's taxonomy places the organism in Eukaryota, Fungi, Ascomycota, Sordariomycetes, Xylariales, Microdochiaceae. The coding region runs from base 154 to 681 and encodes 175 amino acids. The transcript has 3 exons.
GCCUCAAUUCCAACUGCGAACCACUGACCUCACGGCACGCCCAGCGCAAGAAGCUCGCCGACGAACGACGACAUCUGCAGCUUCGCAACGCUCCAAUUGGCAGACCCCCUCGCACUUCUGCCGCCCUCACGACCCUCCCGAGACGACCACACAAUGCAGGCCUUCCGGACAAGAGCCGCCUGUGCCGCCCGGCAGACGGCAACGCGCGCCUCUCCGCUGCGCUCUCGCUCAUUCGCCUCCGACCAUGGCCACGGCCACGCAGCGCCAGAGGUUGCCGAAGGCCUUGGUACUGCGUUCUACGUCUUCGUUGGCGCCAUUCCGCUCUCCAUUCUCGGAUACCAGAUCACCCGGCCCGGCAAGGACGGCGAGCCGUCAAGCAUGACAAAGUGGCUCCAGGGCUUUGACGCCUUCAACGAGACCGAGCGCCGCAACACCAUCCGCACAAACAUUGUCGAGGAGGCCGCACACGACAAGCACCUCUUCUACUACGGCCAGAGGAACCAGCACGUCGAGCUCAAGAUGCCCGAGCUCUUCAACACUGGCUCGCCAUACGCAAGACCUGCCGGCCACCGCGCCGCCAACCUCGAAGCCGUCACAGAGCACUACCGGAAGCAGUACGAGGAGGAGGAGGAGCGCAAGAUCCAGAAGCUCGCCGCCCUCAAGAAGAACGAGUCAUCAUGAGCUGGCGAUUAGCGAAGGUCUGGGAUGAGCGGCGGGACAGUUGGGUGAAGUCACCAUUAGAGCGAGAGAAGAGCAUAUGAGGGGGAAAGGUGUACCAUACCAGCAGCGAACGCACCGGAUGAGCCAACAAAUCUGGAGGAGCUUUCAAGAGACUUCCGACCACAAAGUAUAUAGACGUGGAAGAAUCUCUGAAGCUGCUUGCAAGUAGGCACACAAGAAGAUGCAUCGGGUCUCGGUAACCCAGCAUGGUCAAAAAAUUCCCAUUUGUAUUUCCAUCGUCUAUGGAUGGGGAGCUUUGCGCGCCAAUAUGAUCCCCUGUGCUUGCUCGUACACUUCAAUAGGAGAAGCUGGAGAACAGUGUAACGC